Molecule: messenger RNA, 886 nt
Organism: Carcharodon carcharias (great white shark)
Lineage: Eukaryota; Metazoa; Chordata; Chondrichthyes; Lamniformes; Lamnidae
Gene: gatc
Product: glutamyl-tRNA amidotransferase subunit C
Exons: 5
Coding region: 144-692 (182 amino acids)
Biological process (GO): glutaminyl-tRNAGln biosynthesis via transamidation; regulation of translational fidelity; mitochondrial translation
Cellular component (GO): glutamyl-tRNA(Gln) amidotransferase complex; mitochondrion
Molecular function (GO): glutaminyl-tRNA synthase (glutamine-hydrolyzing) activity
Source: RefSeq, a predicted model, not a curated record
UUCCGGGUUGAUGGAUUAUUGAUCAGCUCUCUCUCUCUCAGCCCGAGCUCCUGCUCCCCGGGCCGGGUUUUCUCCGUUGUUCCCACCCUCUGUGGGCGGCCCCUGGAUCUCGGGCCUCGGCCUCAAUCCCUGGGGACCGGGAGAUGUGGAGCUUCACCUGGAGAGCCGCUCAGUCGGUGCCGCUGUCCCGGCGGCUGAGGCCUAACCAAGCGGUGAAUCCUCGGGCUACCGUUUGGGAGAGGCCGCCUGGCGGCGCUGGGAUUGAGGAGCCGGAGCCGGAGCCGGAGCCGGGCCCUGUCUUUGGCCGGAGUAAGGUGCCUCAGAGUCCAUCCUGGCAGCCCAUUGAGGACAGAGAGCUACCAGAGGUAUCCAUGGAGAUGAUUGACCACCUGGAACGAUUGGCACUCAUUGAUUUUCGGAACCAGGAGGGUGUAGAAAGGCUGGCAGAUGCCAUACAGUUUGCCAACCAAUUGCAUGUUGUUGACACUGAGGGUGUGGAGCCCAUGGAUUCGGUGCUGGAGGACAGGCCAUUGUAUUUGCGUGCAGACAUGGUCACAGAAGGUUACUGUGCUGAGGUGAUCCUGAGCAAUGCAAAGCAUGUUGUAGAGGAAUACCUUGUAGCACCUCCAGGCAAUAUUCCACUGCCAAAGAAAGAAGAGAGAGACAGUCUCCUCCAGCAUUCUAACUGGUGACCAUGAGUUGUCAAAAUUGGGAUCAACAUUUUCAAAAUUUUUUGUGGGGCGGGGCAGCAAUUCCGCUUCCUUGCAGAGACUGCUGGAAAUCACAGAACCUACACCUGCUCAAAUGAAGACCCAAGUGUAACAAGAUUUAUUAAGUGAACCAGUUUUUCAUGUGAAAUUCAGUAAAAAGUGUAAUUGUUUCUCCA